AUGGCACCAUCCAAUUUGCACAAACUAAGUUACUGGGAAGAAGUAUAUCAAGGAGAAAAGGAAAAUUACGACGAAUCAAACAUCGUACCGGAAGAAUGGUUUGAAGAAAAUUGUGACAAAAUAAUAAAUUGGGUGAAUAACCAUUUUAAAGAAGAAGAAAAAAAGAACGUGUCAAUACUUGACAUAGGAUGUGGAAAUGGAUUAUUCCUACACAAACUGCAUCAACGGGGCUUCAAAAAAUUAUGUGGGUUUGAUUUUUCUGAGAAUGCUAUUGAACUAGCUAAAAAGUUUCUUUCCGAAGGAGAUAAUAAUAGGAACAUUAGUAGUUGCAUUAAUAACAACAGCAAUCAUAGCAACAACCAUAGCAAUGGCUAUAGCAUUAAUGGUAGCAAUAGAUACAAUAAUGAUGAGACACAUAUCCAAGUGUUAGAUAUAUACAACAUUGAAAAAGAAAUUAAUGACAAAUCAAAAUUGAAAAAAAAAUAUGAUCUGUUAAAUGAUAAAGGCACAUUUGAUAUAUUUUUUAUGAAUAAUAAACCGUAUGAAUACUUUAAACACGUUUCUUUUUUUUUUCAAGUUAAUACUCUUUUUUGCUUAACCUCGUGUAAUGCAUGCAAGGAAGAAUUAUUAAAUAUUGUUAAAAAAUUUAAUGAGACGAAUACAAAAUUUGAGUUGUCUUUAUAUGAUGAAAUUUGUUAUAAAACAAUAACCUUUGGAGGCAUAACUGGACAGAUUAUUACUACAUUAAUUUUUUUAUGCUCUUAA
This is a messenger RNA of Plasmodium gonderi, 765 nucleotides long. Its product is annotated as methyltransferase. Gene Ontology annotation, biological process: peptidyl-lysine dimethylation; peptidyl-lysine monomethylation. The transcript has a single exon. Bases 1 to 765 code for a protein of 254 amino acids. Gene Ontology annotation, molecular function: protein-lysine N-methyltransferase activity. The record is from RefSeq and is a predicted model, not a curated record. Gene Ontology annotation, cellular component: cytoplasm. Lineage: Eukaryota; Apicomplexa; Aconoidasida; Haemosporida; Plasmodiidae.